AUGUCCCCUACCAAGCAAGAGGCGGCUAUGCUAACCAUAAUUGAUGCUCAACUGUGCAACCUCGCAAAGCGUUCUCAAAACCCAAAGUUUCCUUCUCAAUCUCGCCCCGGCGAGGAAUUUGAGACAUCAUCCACGGAAAGCCCUGCGGAAGCAGAUGGGUGCUCCUCUACAAAAGCAUCAAAGAGUCCGCAGGCAAUGCCUGCGAAGACAAAACGGAAUAUCUGGUUCAGCACUCUUGCUCUGCUCAUAUAUACGAGCGCCUUAGCUCUCGCCGCUGCCGUCACCCAUCUCGCUAUGUUCCUUUAUCUCCACGGCCGCCUCGUCGAUGAUGGCAUUCCUCAGGCCUAUGUCUCCACAAUCUCUGCGGCUCUUACCCAUCUCUUCUCCAUGGGCUUUAGUACCUGUAUGGCAGUCGGUAUGGCUCAAGCACUCUGGUAUUAUCUACGAAAGAAGCCGCUUCCGAUCCGAACAGUCGACAAUCUGUUUAAACUGUUGCAAAAUCCGCUGGGUGCUCUGGAUCUGACAAUACUACUUACAGCCCCUUUCAUGGUUCUUUUCGCGGUUGUAUUGCUUAUCUUGCGGAUUGCGGUCAUCUUUCCUCCAGGUGCAUUGGUCAUCGCUCUUGCAGAGUACGAGACCGUCAGAGCCUACAACGUCAAGGUCGCCGACUAUUCUCAACCUCCAGCAUACCUGUCAUUUUCAAAUGGCACGUGGCCCGCUAGCCACGACGGUCUCACUACGGCAAAUGGAAUUUGGCGGACGCUCCUGACCUUGAGCGCGGACUCGAUGUCGAUUGACUUCGACACAGAUCCAUUAACUGUCCCAUUACGGUUAUACUCGUCGUCACCCUGUGGUCCGGACUGCAGAUACGAAGUAGAAGCAGCUCUCCCUUCUGUCCAAUGUGAGCCUGGUCUUAGUCUAGAUCUCAUACAGCACUUGCAUCAGACUGAGAAUGUCUACGACAUGGAUUACGAGUCGUUCUCUUCGCUCAAUUUCAGCUACAUGGCAGUUUCACACAUAAAGAGAGAGGAUAUUCACGGCCAGAUGACAUAUACACUCAGGUUUGAUGUAUCAUUCGGCGCUAGGGACUCGCUGAACUACACGUGCAGCAUCUUCUCAAACCGCGCCCGAUUGCAGCUUUCAUGGAGUCCAAAGGGUAAUUCGGUCACGGUGCUUUCAAGAUCCAGCAAGAUAUUUAAUGCGUCAAUGUUAAUCGAUCCCUUCUACGUAAAACCAUACCUCCAGGCAGGGAGUGAAAGUGCAACACCGCAAUUGGCGGAGUCUGGAGCAUCUUCAUUUCCGACAAAUUUUGACUGCCUGGCCCAGUCAUGGGAUUGCAAAGCACUAUCCGAGUUUUCAGGUUAUUUGCAAAUGCUUCAGCCCUCCUCAGGAUGGGUGAGCGCGAAUCCAAACGCGACCACGGCCUUACCCAUAGGUACUUGCGAGGAUCCAGUGCGCCUUGGUUUUCUUACUGAUAUCAGACAAACCGAACGGAUCUUCUGGAACGCGAGCGUCCAACAAUUUGUGCACAUUAACCUCGUGUCGCAUGCGCUGGUCAAUGCGACGACCGUUACUCACGCUAACACCUAUCAGUUCGAGAAACGCUUGAACCUCUAUUUGCCCUACGGUACGAGUCUCGCCGUGUCCGCCGCCCUCCUGGGGCUCUCAAUCUUCUUUCUCAACGACAACGGCUUCGGCGGCGGCGCAGGCUUUCUUCACAUCCUGUGCAACACUGCAACCCUCAACUCUCGCAUAAGAGCAUUAGCCUUGCAAAGCGCUGGUCGCGACGCAGCAGCUAGACCUGCAGAGCUUCUGGAGGAAAGAGUCAAGUUUGGCAUUGUGCACUGUGAGGACGGAGUGAGAAGGGUUGGCUUGGGCGUAGAGGAAGACAUUAAUAUCUGA
Cladophialophora bantiana CBS 173.52 is the source of this 1902-nucleotide messenger RNA. RefSeq lists its product as uncharacterized. The transcript is spliced from 2 exons. Bases 1 to 1902 code for a protein of 633 amino acids. Lineage: Eukaryota; Fungi; Ascomycota; Eurotiomycetes; Chaetothyriales; Herpotrichiellaceae. The record is from RefSeq and is a predicted model, not a curated record.